AUGUGCAAGCGUGUUACUGAGAAAUACUCCGUUUGCAAGUGCGUCUACUAUCAGCACGGUGUUGACGCCUGCGCAUCAAAGCAUAUGGGAGGCCACGUUAUAGAAGAGAAGGUUGUCCUUGUUGGAUAUGCCUGCCCGUCACAUAUGCCUCCGCCGGGAGGUCGUGUUGGAGUCUUGCCCAGCCCUACCUGCGAGAGUUGGAAAUAA
This is a messenger RNA of Orbilia oligospora ATCC 24927, 207 nucleotides long. RefSeq lists its product as uncharacterized. NCBI's taxonomy places the organism in Eukaryota, Fungi, Ascomycota, Orbiliomycetes, Orbiliales, Orbiliaceae. The record is from RefSeq and is a predicted model, not a curated record. The coding region runs from base 1 to 207 and encodes 68 amino acids. The transcript is spliced from 2 exons.